CCACCCCCACCCCCCCCCCCCCCGUGCCGCCGGCGCCGCACCUCUCUCCCCCGUCUCCCCCGAUCCACGUCUGCUGGGCGCCGCCCUACCCCGAGCCGGCCAUCGACCCACCCACCGGCGGCCUGGGAUGGCGCCGCCUCUGCCGUGCAUCACCGGCGGCCUGGGCUCGCGCCACCCUGCCCUGUGUCAAUGCCGGCAGCCUGGACGCCGCCCCCUGCCCGCGGGAGGAUCCCAUCCCCCACGCCCGGAUCCGCCUCCUCGGACCUGAUCCAUCCCGGCGCCCACGCCGACGCUCGGAUCCGCAUCCACGGAUUCCAGAUCGAGGCAGGGGCUCACCGUCGACCACCUCUCCCCUCGAGUGUCACGGAUGGGGAGUUGGGCAGUGGUCGGUGCGCCAGCGGUGCACUCUGGUGGUGCUUGCAGUACGUGGGCAUGCCGGCUGGCGUCAGAUCUGGACAUCCUUGCGCGAUGUCGGCAGCGGCUUCACCUACCUCCAACCUUCCUUCUACCUCUGAGUGCGGAUCCCCUCCCCUCCGUCUCCUCCUUCUACCUCCAACUUCCCUCCGCUGCCGGCCGGUGCGGCCUCGACUCCUGCGCCAACAACCGAACUCCCGCGCCACCAACGGCAGCAACAUGUGCGGCAGUGGACUGCAACCCCAGUGGAUCCACUUCACGAUAGAUGCAGUCAACGCCCCUGCAGUGCACAUCGAUCACGCGAUUCCCCUGCAGGUGGUCGCAGUAGUCUACUCGGGAUUCCUCGGUCGUGCCUCUCCUCUUGGACACCACAAGCAAGCCGGCGAAAUCCUGUUCCUCUUCUUCCCCUCCGCUGGGUCUGCCGCCACGGGCGCUGCUGUGGAACACUUGCCCAACAUUUCUGGCGUGCAUGGGUGCAGUGCGGCAGGAGCAUGUGUGCAGUCCGCCGGCGUGGCAGGAGCAAAAAAAAUGAUGUAACUGCUUGUAAUUUUAUUUUGGGUUUGAGGAGUGCUUUGUGAUAUUUUCCCAGGCCAUGUACUUCUUGCCUCGACCCCCUUUGCAUAUGGGUGCAUUCCGUGUUAGGCGCAUCUUCA
Messenger RNA from Triticum aestivum (bread wheat), 1067 nucleotides. RefSeq lists its product as uncharacterized. Bases 190 to 951 code for a protein of 253 amino acids. Lineage: Eukaryota; Viridiplantae; Streptophyta; Magnoliopsida; Poales; Poaceae. The record is from RefSeq and is a predicted model, not a curated record. The transcript is spliced from 2 exons.